Molecule: messenger RNA, 492 nt
Organism: Ogataea philodendri
Lineage: Eukaryota; Fungi; Ascomycota; Pichiomycetes; Pichiales; Pichiaceae
Exons: 2
Coding region: 1-492 (163 amino acids)
Source: RefSeq, a predicted model, not a curated record
AUGGUAUCGUUGGCGUUCUUGACGGCCUCUUCUUCGGUUUGGAACUUGGAAACUGCAACCACAGGGCCAAAGAUCUCUUCUCUGACGAUCUUCAUAUCCUGGUUGCAAUCGGCAAACACCGUUGGUUGGAUGAAAUACCCGGCCUUCUGGACAACUGGUUCGUCUCCCAGAACAACCCUGGCACCUUCCUUCUUGCCUGACUCGAUGUAUCCCUUGAUCUUGUCAAACUGGCCCUUGGAAAUGACCGGACCCAUGACACUGUCCUGGACCAGGAUUCUGGAGUUGGCGGUGCAGUUUUGGCCCGAGUUGUACAUAACUCCGAAGGAAGCCCAUUUGGCAGCUUUUUCCAAAUCGGCAUCUUCAAAAACCACCAAUGGCGAUUUACCACCGCAUUCCAACGAAACGUUCUUCAAAUUAGCCGAGGCACUUUGCAUGAUUUUUGCGCCCGUUGCAGUCGACCCAGUGAACGCCACUUUAUCCAGGUCGGGGUGA